AUGGCUCGCCAUACCAAUCUGCUGCGCGCAUGCGCGGUCGUUGCGCUGCUGGCGGCGCUGCCUGCGGUUCAUGCGCAGGCUGAUCUUCCCGACCUUGCUACAGCAACCGAUGCGACAGCGACAACUGCCACUGGGGCGACCUCAGCAACCGACGCAACGACUGGAGAGACCACUGGUGGGACGUCGGCAACAUCAACAGGAGACACAACCGCGGAGAGCACUGCAGAAUCAACCAGCGAUGCCACGACCACUGGAGCCACGUCGAUCACGGCCUCGUUCCCGACAGGCGUCACGACGAAUACUGCGGGCACAACUGGCAGCAUCUUUUCGCUGACUGGGCUGCCUACGAUCGCAGGUGCUGGAAUACCAACAAUGGUCGUUCCAUACACUGCGAACGCGCCGUUCAUGCAGAAGUCCGCCUUACCAGAGGGCACAGUCUUCAUUGCCGUUGGAGCAGUCCUGGCCUUCAUGGGCGCAUGUGUGCUCCUCUGGCGAGGUCUGGUCGCAUGGAGCAUAAACCGCUCUGUCAAGCGCUCUGCUCUUGCCUCCAUCCGUGGCUCCGACAAAGGCUCGCAGUGGGGUGGUGCGGGAGCUGGCGCUGGCGCUGGCAACAACAACGCAUACUACAAAGAGCACGACAUUGGCAGCAGCAUGUCUCUGGACGCUUUGACGAGCAAUGGUAAGAACAUUAGGAACUCAAAGGUAGCAGGAGACGACAAGCGCUUUUCGUCUGCACCGCCCGCAGGGCUCUUCUUCUCGCCCACAGCACAGGCAUCGAAUCGGGCAAGCUCUGCUGUAUAUGACAACCGUGGCUCCACCUAUCUCCCUGCAGGAUAUUAUGCGUCUCCGAACAGCGAGCUAGCAGGUGGAAGGCAGUCUGCGGUGAUUGGAGAUUCGCUUGCGCCAUAUGCUAGACACAGCCAGAUCAGUCCUUCUCCGCCAGGAACACCGAACUCGAAGCUGCCGAACUCACGCAGCACGGCAAAUUACUACGGCGGGCGUGGCUUCGAGUCCGGGUUGCGAUCAUCAUCAAGAGAAGGGCUUAGGGCAUCAAGUCAGCACGAAAGACACAGUCGCCUAUACCAACAGCCCAGCACAUCUUCACUGGCUGUAGGCGGAGGAUCCCAAUCAAGCCACGAGAACCUCCCAGGCAUGCGAGCACCAAGUGCAGUCUUCUCAGACAUGCUCGAGAACCACGGUCAGGGUCCGCGAGAGAGAUUCUAG
Fulvia fulva is the source of this 1224-nucleotide messenger RNA. RefSeq lists its product as uncharacterized. Gene Ontology annotation, cellular component: fungal-type vacuole. Bases 1 to 1224 code for a protein of 407 amino acids. NCBI's taxonomy places the organism in Eukaryota, Fungi, Ascomycota, Dothideomycetes, Mycosphaerellales, Mycosphaerellaceae. The record is from RefSeq and is a predicted model, not a curated record. The transcript has a single exon.